AUUGUUAAUUUCCUUGAGGGAACAGGAAACUAUACAAAGAGGCAGUGGUAGAACAGGUUGGUCAGAGUCACAGUAUAUUAACUCACACUCAUUUCUCUCUGCAGGCACUGAGGCAUUCUUCUAAAAGACAACACACACCAAAGUCUAGAGAGGAAAGAACUUGAGGGUGUAAGCAUGAAGUUGGGACUGUUGGUCGUGCUGGCUGUGGCAGUUCUGGUGCCCAGCCUGUCUGAGAGCCGGACUGUCUCAAAGUGUGAGCUGAGAGAACAACUCGGGAAGGCGCUUACCCUGCCCAGAGGCCUUCAGAAACACAAGGACAGAAUCUUGACAAUAGUUAUCUGUGAACUGAACAGGAAGUCCCAUCUGAACACUGGCCUGGUCAAGGUGAUCGGCAGACGCAAACCUACAACGACAGCCGGGCCAACAACAACAACAACGAUGACAACUACAGAACCAACGACCAUCGAAACAACAAUUGUAGAAUCCACGACCACUGAAACAACAACUGUCAGAACGACAACCGCCGAAACAACAACGGCUGGAACAACAGCUGCCGCAACAACAACGACGACGGCAGACACAAUGACCGCUGAAACAACAACAACGGCUGAAACAACAGCUGCCCCAACAACGACUGCCGAAACAACAACAGCUGCCGCAACAACAACGACAACCGCAGACACAACGACCGCCGAAACAACAACAACGGCUGAAACAACAGCUGCCGCAACAACAGCUGCUGCAACAAUGACGACAACAACUGCAAACACAACCACCACCCAAGAGACUACAACGGCUAGGACAACAACGGCCGGGACAACAACAGCUGCCGCGACGACAACCACCGAGACAAAUACUACUUCAUCUGCUGGUGGUAACAGGCGACGAAAGAGGGAUGCCGUCAACCCUAACUCAAGAGAGUUAGAGCAAGACAGCAAGUUUGAUGAGGAAGAGCUGCAGGAGGAUGACAACAGGAUGGACGAUGAGGAUGAAGAGGACCUGGAGGAGGGCGACGAUACGACAGGAGAUGAGGACGUGGAUGAGGAUGACAGUGACAGUGACAGUGAUAGUGACGAGGACACUGAAGGUGGAAGACAUAAGAAGGACAUAAAGUACAGGCCUUGGUCCCUCGGGUUCUACGGAAUCUUCCAGCUGACAGACAGCCACUUCUGUGAUUCCGGUUAUCGCUGGUCCAGGAACAUAUGCAGUACAGACUGCAGAGCCUUCAUCGAUGAUGACAUAGCAGAUGACAUUGAGUGCUUCGUGAGGACUGAUUACUGGAAGUUCUUAGUGAAGACGUCCUCUCUCCAGUGUCGUAGGACCUGGAACCUCUUCAGCGAAUGUGACUGAGCAGCUGUCAGCACUCAUUUUUUACCAGCAAGAUUUUACACCACCAAUUAUUUUUCUCUGUCUGUAAUGAGCACUUCCUCCAGUGUGACCUGUGCACUUUGAAUCAGUGUGAUUAUCUCCCAAAUGCUGUGAAGCAUUUUAUCUUUUCCUGUAGUUGAUCAGUGAGCUUUCUUUACUUAAUUGAUUUUAAAAUAACCAGAACCUGAACAUAAACUGAUGAUGUCUCUCAGUAAUUUAGUGUUUUGGUGAUGAUAUCUACUACUUUAAUCAGUGAUUAUUUCCUAAUUAUUUUCCUGUUGAGAAAAACAAAACUACUCAUGUAUCUUCUGCUUUCUGUGAUUUUUAAAUAAACAAUAUAAAUAACA
Lates calcarifer (barramundi perch) is the source of this 1715-nucleotide messenger RNA. RefSeq names its product transcription initiation factor TFIID subunit 11. Bases 175 to 1350 code for a protein of 391 amino acids. NCBI's taxonomy places the organism in Eukaryota, Metazoa, Chordata, Actinopteri, Centropomidae. The transcript has 5 exons. The record is from RefSeq and is a predicted model, not a curated record.